This is a messenger RNA of Nasonia vitripennis (jewel wasp), 2928 nucleotides long. It is a transcript of the gene Mtpalpha, whose product is annotated as trifunctional enzyme subunit alpha, mitochondrial. Gene Ontology annotation, molecular function: long-chain (3S)-3-hydroxyacyl-CoA dehydrogenase (NAD+) activity; NAD+ binding; enoyl-CoA hydratase activity. The transcript has 11 exons. Gene Ontology annotation, biological process: fatty acid beta-oxidation. Bases 314 to 2611 code for a protein of 765 amino acids. Gene Ontology annotation, cellular component: mitochondrial fatty acid beta-oxidation multienzyme complex; mitochondrion. Lineage: Eukaryota; Metazoa; Arthropoda; Insecta; Hymenoptera; Pteromalidae. The record is from RefSeq and is a predicted model, not a curated record.
GUUCUCAGAUCAAUAUCUUACAAGAAAAACGCAUUUUUCUACUUUCUCGCGGCGUAAAAAGUUUUUGAUUUUUUAUAAAUAAACUAAUAAACUGACAAUUUUUUUACUUGCGAUUACAAACUUUUAUAACGAUUCCGCAAUUAUCUAAUUUUUUUCCGAUACGAUUUAUACAAAUUAUUCGCGAACUUCGUGCAGCUGUGUGUGACGUCGAAAAGAGACAGAGCUGCGCGAGAGGAGGCUCAUACACUGCACAUCGGCUCGGUCGGUCCCGUUAAUACACAGCUUUUGGAUAAUUUAUUAACUCGUCGGAAGAAUGGCGAGCUGUCGGCUAUUCGGUGCGCUCACGCGCUUUUCUCGGACCAAUGUCAACUUUGUCACACGUGCAGCUCUGUAUCAGCCACUGCGGACGCUGGCUACAGAAGCUAAAAACAAGCAUUUUUCAUACAAAGUCGUCGAAGAUGUAGCUGUAAUUUCUAUCGACUCCCCUGGAGUCAAGGUGAACACUUUAAAUGAAGAAGUAAUGCAAGAAAUAUCCACAAUUUUGAGAGAUGUUGAGAGUAACCCUGCAGUUCGAUCAGCUGUAUUGAUAAGUGGAAAGCCAAACUGCUUUAUUGCUGGUGCCGAUAUUUCAAUGCUGCAAAAAGUUAAAGAUGAGCAGACUCUAUAUAAAAUUUCCAAGGACGGUCAUGAAAUUUUGAAUAAAAUUGCAGAAAGUAAGAAACCCAUCGUAGCUGCUAUUCAGGGCAGUUGCUUGGGUGGAGGUUUAGAGGUAGCUAUGGCUUGCCAUUACCGAAUUGCAGUGAAAGAUGACAAAACUGGCUUAGGAUUGCCAGAAGUAAUGCUUGGUCUUCUGCCUGGUGGCGGUGGAACUCAAAGGCUUCCGAAAUUGGUUUCCCUUCCAAAUGCACUAGAUAUGCCUUUGACUGGUAGAACAGUAAAAGCUGAUAAAGCGAAGAAAUUUGGUCUUGUUGACCUUCUUGUAAAUAGAUUGGGUCCAGGAGUAGCGACAGCUGAGGAAAACACAAAGCAAUAUUUGGAAGAAACUGCCGUGAAGGUGGCAAAAGACAUUGCGAACGGUAAACUAAAGAUUGACAGAAGUCCAAAGAAUUGGGUAGAAAAACUAACCAAUCAAGUAAUGGGCAUUGAAUUUGUGAAAGAUCAAAUCUUUAAGAAAGCAAAAGCACAAGUAAUGAAACAGACCAAUGGCCUUUACCCAGCUCCAUUAAAAAUUUUAGAAGUUAUUCGAACUGGUUUGGACAAGGGUCCCCAAGUGGGCUAUGAAGCAGAGGCCAAAGGAUUUGCUGAAUUAGCUAUAACACCUCAAAGUAAAGGUUUAAUCAGUCUUUUCUUCGGCCAAACAGAAUGCAAGAAGAAUCGUUUUGGAGCCCCUAAAACUCCAGCAAAGACUGUUGCAGUUGUAGGAGCUGGUUUGAUGGGUGCAGGUAUCGCUCAUGUUAGUAUUGAUAGGGGUUACAAUGUUAUACUUAAGGACACAAACGAUGCUGGAUUAAACAGAGGUGUUGCUCAAAUCCAAACAGGCUUGAACAAUGCUGUGAAGAGGAAACGUAUAAACAGCAUUGAGAAAGGAAGAUUGCUUGCUAAUCUAACUCCAACCUUGUCUUACGAUCAGUUCCGAAAUGCUGAUAUCGUCAUUGAAGCCGUAUUCGAAGAUCUUGGAAUCAAACACAAAGUUAUCAAAGAAAUCGAGUCUAGAACUCCAGAACACUGUAUUGUUGCCACCAAUACGUCUGCUAUUCCAAUAACAAAAAUUGCUGCUGGAAGUGGACGUCCAGACAAACUUAUUGGCAUGCAUUACUUUUCUCCUGUCGACAAAAUGCAAUUAUUAGAAAUAAUAACGCACAAAGGUACUUCAGAGGAAACCAUAAAGUCUGCUGUAGAUGUUGGUUUAAAGCAAGGAAAAGUAGUGAUAACUGUUGGAGAUGGUCCCGGAUUUUACACGACGAGAAUCUUAUCUGCCAUGGCUACUGAAGGUGUAAGACUGAUGCAGGAAGGCGUCGAUCCUAUGGAUUUAGAUCAGCUUACGAAGAAAUUCGGUUUCCCCGUGGGAGCCGCCACUUUGUCCGACGAAGUCGGUAUUGAUGUAGGCUCGCACAUCAGCGUUGAUCUUGUAAAAGCUCUCGGAGACAGAUUCCGUGGUGGAAACGAGAAUAUUCUAGUUGAAAUGGUCAAGGCAGGAUAUUUAGGCCGAAAAUCUGGCAAGGGUAUCUUCGUUUAUGAGACUGGUUCGAAACACAGGGACAUUAAUCCUGGUGCACUUGAUAUUCUGAAGAAGUACAGCCUGCAACCUCUCGGCAGCACUUCUGAUGAAGACAGACAAUUAAGAAUGGUGUCUCGAUUCGUUAACGAAGCUGUAUUAUGUUUGCAAGAAAAGAUUUUAGCCAACCCCUUGGAAGGUGACAUUGGUGCUGUAUUUGGACUUGGAUUCCCGCCAUUCACUGGAGGACCUUUCCGCUGGGUCGAUUAUUACGGUGCCCAUAAAUUAGUCAACAAAAUGGAAGAGUUCAUGGCCCACUAUGGCGAACCCUUUAAGCCAUGCGACUUGCUUUAUGAUAUGGCCAAGAACCCCCAGAAGAAAUUCCAUCCUCAGUAACCUCGCUAUGAAAUGGUUUUAAAAACCAUUGAGUGAAAAGUUAGUCGAUCGAUCGACAAAAAAUUUGUAAUUUUUUAAGAUUUUAACAUGUGCUGCAAGUACAGAGCGUGCACUCGGAAAUAGUUAUAUUAUACUGUAAACGAAUUUUCUAAUACUUGUUAUUGCAUUUUAUAGUGCAUUUUUAUACGUUUCCAGAGUCAUAGCUUACGUAUUUUUCGACUGUCCUUGUUAAACGUGUGGUACAGACAAGCUUUUAUCAUAAGUAUAUUUUUACAUGAAUCUGUUUAUAAAAUAAAUUAUAUAAGAAAGCAAUGAUA